Molecule: messenger RNA, 1190 nt
Organism: Colletes gigas
Lineage: Eukaryota; Metazoa; Arthropoda; Insecta; Hymenoptera; Colletidae
Gene: mRpS34
Product: 28S ribosomal protein S34, mitochondrial
Exons: 2
Coding region: 130-711 (193 amino acids)
Biological process (GO): mitochondrial translation
Cellular component (GO): mitochondrion; mitochondrial small ribosomal subunit
Molecular function (GO): structural constituent of ribosome
Source: RefSeq, a predicted model, not a curated record
UUCUGGCAUCUCUGUCGUGUGGUUAUGUUCGAUGCUGUUUGAAUUCGGCUGUCGAAAACGAGGUUAGGCUACAGUUCCUUACUUUUUUAGUUAAAUCGUUCAUCUUCACAAUUCGCGAAUCUAUGUAAAAUGCCGAUAAAGUAUAUUGGCCGGACAACCACUUUCAAAGGGAAACCUUUGUGGGAGAUCUUAGGAAAUUUGAAGAACUAUGGAAUAGGUAGAAUAAUUGUACGAAGCCAGCACGAACGAUAUCCCGAACCAUCUUACAUAAAAAUAUUAAAAGUAGCCGCACUACCACAUGUUACUGAUAAUCCUCAUUACCCUCGAAAAAUAGUGGCUCUUGUUGAAAAAACUUUUAGAGGUAAAACAGCCAACAAACCUGUCCAAAUAGAGUCGGUAAGUUAUAAGGCAGAUUAUAUUCUGAUACCUAAAGAUCAGGAGGAAUGUUAUUUGAAUGCUAGUAAGAAAGUGCCUGAAAAAAUCUUGCCAAGGACAACAAACUUUCCACCUCUUCUAAAGGAACUCUUGAUUCGCCAAGCAAAACAAAAGGGAGAACCUCUUACGGAGGAACCAAAACUUACGAUUAAAUAUAAUUUACAAGGCAUUAAACAUUAUAGAAUCGCAGAAGAGAAUGAAACCCCCACACAUAAUAUUGACAUUACGAAAAGUGCUACUUUGUACUUAGACGAUAAAUGUGAAAACUUGCCGUGAAUUGGUCUCAAUAUUUUAUACGACUAUCUAAUUUUAUAGAUUAAUAAAGGUCGAAUGUUUUUUAUACAUCAGGAACCAAUUCAAGCGUCAUCAUUGUCUCGUAGAUUUAAAACGUAUCUUUCGUUCUCGCGAUGCUCGCUUUAUUCGCAUAAACCAUCCAGCGAUAUUUUUUGCAACGAUCCGAAUCGUCGUCCAUUAUACCAUCACCGUUGAUUUGUACUUCACCUGCGAGUGUAUUAAAUCUACGAUUGCUGCAUUUAAAUUUAGACACAAAGAAUAAAAAGAUACUUACCUGGAAUACGAAUUCUUUGUUGCUCAAUGGUGCUGGUCGUCUCUUUUCGGGUCAAAUUUUUCGCAGCGAUAUCCUAGCGUUAUGAGAAUUUUUAAAUCGAUCACAAAAUAUAACAACAUAAUAUACAGCUGCGGACAAAAUUGAGUGGACAGGUAAUUUAAAUAGUACUAUUGUUAUAAUAAAACUU